Messenger RNA from Temnothorax curvispinosus, 2548 nucleotides. RefSeq lists its product as uncharacterized. The transcript is spliced from 8 exons. Lineage: Eukaryota; Metazoa; Arthropoda; Insecta; Hymenoptera; Formicidae. The coding region runs from base 417 to 2066 and encodes 549 amino acids. The record is from RefSeq and is a predicted model, not a curated record. Gene Ontology annotation, cellular component: recycling endosome; midbody; early endosome. Gene Ontology annotation, biological process: regulation of cytokinesis; positive regulation of protein localization to cilium; positive regulation of cilium assembly.
AAAAGCAGCGUAUAAUUAGUGACGAAAAGAAAAGAUCGCGCAAAAAGGAGCGAGAUGAGAGGAGCUCCAAUUACAUUUUUCUACGCUUCGCAUCUUUUCUCUUCUUUUUAUUUCAGAUACAUCCCCAUACCGUUUCGAGCGUAGAAAGUGUGACGGAGUACAGGUGGAGAUGAACGGGGGCUGAGGGGCUGAGGUGGGCUGAGGAGUCAACAAGAGUGCUGCUGCUGCUGAUCGAGCCAACCUAACCCUAACUUGAUGCGAUCAGCAGGCAUCAGCGGAGCGGCCACGGGCCAGACGGACAGUGACGGAACGUCAGCUAGGUCAGGCGAGUACGCGUACACGCGUACCCCUCUCGGCGAGGUCGUUAGCUGGUAGCGUCGCGAAUGACUCGGUCGUAGCAGCGUCGACGCGAAAUUAUGGCGAGCCGCGGUAGGAAGACCGACGAUUCAUGCCGUCGGUCGUCGUUGCCGAAACGCUACAUGUGGUGCUCAUCGUCUGACGAGGAGGAGCAAGAGGAGAAGGAGGAGACGGCCACGGUCACCACCUUCGUCUUCGGCCUCGCCACCCCCUGGCGGCCCGUGGCGGCGUGCAAGAACGCCAAGAACCUUCCGUCGCCGUCGGGGAACGAGGCCGUCUUUCCGCCGUCCUCGCCGUCCGACGAGGAGAAAAUGACCCCCGAGCGUUGCCGGGACACUCAGUCCAGGAACAACCCGUCGCCGACGUCUGACCGCUUCGGCAGGAGUCGCGUCGAUCCCGUCGAACAGUCGACAGGUCAAGACUCGUCGUCGCGUCGCGACAGCAACCCCUUCAGUUUUAAGGCCUUCCUGAAGAAUGGCACGCAGCAGACCAACUAUCACAACACCGGGGCAAGGCCCAAGGUCUACUCGUCCACCACGUCGAGCCCCGGCAGCGUCCUCGACAAGGACAACGUUGGCGGCGGCGGCGGCGGUGGCGUUUACUCCGGCCGAAACCCGACGGAGCUGCCGGACUUUGUGCAGGAUCACCUGGUCAUCGAGCAGUGUUACUUGAAUCACGAGAACAGUCAGCCGGUACUGCCCGACGUGGAUAAUCUGCCGGAUUUCGCGCUGAACAGCAUGGAACAAAGGCAGCAGUCCCGAUUGCGGGGCGAGACGAUGAAGAACGACUCCGACGUCCUGUGCGACGAUCUACGAUCGUUUGAUCUCACCGACACGCUGCACAAAGGCUUGCCGCACAGAGAUCAUUCCGCGUCGAACGCGAUGCAUUCGAAUCACUUGGAUCUGCCUAUGUUCGAGGAUAGACUCAACGAAACCGCGCCUUCCCUUCCCCGUCCUGAGCACAGAGGAUUUCCAUUCGAUUUACCGUUACCCUUUCACGACUCUAAUCCCAAUAUAAAUGCAACCUCACGAGACGAUCUCCCGUCAGGAGGUGAGGCGAGCGUCCAUAAAUCUCUGCCAGACUUUUUAAGCGACGGUCCUAUACAUAAUAGAUCUACAGAUUCGGAACCUACCGCGAGCAUGGCAGAAUCCACGGAGAGAAGGCUUUUGCUCGAGAACGAAAUAUUACGUCAGCAAUUGGAGGCAUCUCGAAGACAACUUGGUGAAAAAAUGGAAAGAAUUCGUUCGUUGGAGGCCGAUGUGUUGUCUAAAAAGGAAGUCGAACACGAAGAAGCUGUGCACUUGGAAAAAGCGAUGGAGCAGGUCGAGGAUAACUUAAAACGAAGUACAAAGCGAGCAGUUAAUGCCGAAAGCACUGUCACAUCAUUGAAGAAAGAAAUUAAGGUUUUAACGACAGAGAUAUCUCUGCUACGAAUGGAGAACAGUCAACUUCGAGCCGGUAUCUCAGCAGCUGGGCAAAGUGAAACGACGGCUGGUGCCGUCAACAUGAAUCGCACGGUCAGAAGGCUCGCGCAUGAUUUAUUCGCGGCUGCAUCGUCGGCUGAAGUGUCUCUCAGACAAUUAAUGUCCGGCGUGGACAAUCUGAGAGUACUCGCGUCGACCCUCGAAAACGUGGACAGGAUAGAAGACUGGACCAAAGACUUUUUACCUGAUUCCGAUGAGGACAAUGCCGCCGGUCCCGCAGUAUAAUAGAAUUUUCUCUCUUUCUCUCUCUCUUUAUAUAUAUUAUAUAUAUUCGUAUUUUCACACUAUUUCCCUUUUUAUCACUUCACCAUGUAUCCCAUCACCCCGUAAUUUCACUGCGCAUCCACUGAUGACAAGUUGAUCCAUGCAUUGAUCGAUUUAACACGUUAAUGCAUUGCUGCGCAAUGCGUUGAUACAUUGAACGCAAUGAGAAUUCAUUAUCCAAUCGUUAUCAUUCGUUGCAGAAUUUUUAAUUCCCAUUUCCUCCUGCUGCCCAGAUAAACAUUCUAACGCAAGAUCGUUUUGAUUCGAACGUAUAAAUAUAAAUAUACAUUAUUUGUGAAAGACCCGUUAUAUUUUUGUAUUUGUGACACGUUGUAAAAUUUAUUCAGUCACAUCUAUGACGACGCAAAGAUGCAGAUACAUUUCCGACGUUAUCGUGACUUUCCUCGAUUUAAAGGAAUAUAUUUUCUUAGUUGUAUAUUGUA